Messenger RNA from Oikopleura dioica, 378 nucleotides. Lineage: Eukaryota; Metazoa; Chordata; Appendicularia; Copelata; Oikopleuridae. The record is from the annotation of a GenBank genome assembly.
AUGGACUCUUCUCAUGACAUCGACGCGAUUAUUACAGACAGAGAAGCUGCAGAAAUUCACACAAAUGGCUUACCUUUGCGAAUGAUAAUUGGAAAAAUCGUCGUGGGACUGUAUCUUUUUGGAAUUGCGGUCAUGGUUGUCGUCGAUUUGUUCUCAUACUGCCUUUUGCGAGAUAGAAGCGACAGCUACGCAAAGCAAGAAGAAAAAGAGGAUGUCUUUUUUGCCAAGCGAUACAAUAUGAACGCUUUCGUCUCGAGAAAAGGAAGUCUUCGGAGAGAUCAGAAGACAACGAUCGAUUCAAAAACCUUGACUUUGGAAUCAAAAGCAAAGCAUCAAUCCUUUUUGAACCCAAAACGACUUUCUCUCCACUCGAUUUGA